This is a messenger RNA of Cladophialophora carrionii CBS 160.54, 1419 nucleotides long. RefSeq lists its product as uncharacterized. The record is from RefSeq and is a predicted model, not a curated record. Bases 1 to 1419 code for a protein of 472 amino acids. The transcript is spliced from 2 exons. Lineage: Eukaryota; Fungi; Ascomycota; Eurotiomycetes; Chaetothyriales; Herpotrichiellaceae.
AUGCUCCCAUGCUGUGGCCGUGAUGGCCUUCUCGAGUCCUGUAGAACCAUUACAUCCCGUCUAUACCGCUUUCGACUUCCUCCAAGGAGGUUUGUCGCGUCCGCUCCCACACACAACGCGUGGAAACACGAGACCGUCGAGCUGCGCAUUGGAGUCGGUGGCGGCGUCAAGCUCGAUGUAUUCUCUCCUCGUGAGCUGCGCCAGAGUCCAAAUGGGCCGCGCAACCUGCUAGUCCAUAUCCCUUCAGGGCCCGCCUGUCCAAAUGGGACGACAUCAAGUCUGUUGCAGAGCACGCUUGCGCGGCUUCAGGAUGUGCUUCCGCCGUCCACCUCGCUGGUCAGGAUCAAUUACAGCCUGGCAAAAUCAGCGGACUUUCUAGCUUCUUCAAACGAGUUAAAAGUCUUCCCUACCCCCAUCCACGAAGUCGCGGCGGCAUUCGACUACCUCACUUCUUCCACCUCCACUUUCAAUGUCAGCCAUGACGAAGCCCCCAGGAUAUGCCUCCUGGGAAGACAUAUCGGCGGCGCACUAGCGACCAUGCUCGCCCUGACUGAGCCGAAUGCGAUACACGCGCUCGCGGUCGCAGAACCCAUGGUUGAUUGGGUAGGAAUAUACGAGGUGCUCGAAAAAGUGCGACCACCGGCGGUCCAAUCUCUUCUAUCUUCUCCGACCACGCAGGCACAGAAACACGCACAGAAGCGGGCACGCACGUCCAAAAGUGGGAACCUGCACGACACCGAUGCUCCAUCCGUCGUGGCUGCGGCCGAGGAACUGGUCAAGUUGCGCUCGAAACUGUUCAACACGCCGUCGGCGUACUUCGACCCAUUCGCCAGUCCGCUCUUAUUUCUCCGCGCCCCGGGACGGGACACGCCUCUCGCCAACGCCACCACAGGAGAUCAGCUGCUCAGUGAGAUAGAUCAGGACGACGUCGACAUGGAUGUGGGAGGAGGUGAAUACAGUGACUAUGACCACGAUGCACAUCAAUCGAGUCCCUCUUCGAUGGGGACGAGUUCCGGCAUCACCUCGCACGGUGAGGUUGGUGUCUCUGCUUCUCAUGCGCCUACCGUGCCUCCUCGUCGGCGGAAAGUCUUGCGCCGCUGGCCUGCUGUUGGCAAUCCCGAGUCCGUCACAUUGCCACGUGUCCGUAUUUUCGUGCAAUCUCACGUGGAGCAGAAAGCGCCCGACGGUGAAAGCAAUGCCAUCGACGUAACUAGGGGCCAUGCAGCGCUGAUGCGUGCCCAAGGCACCGAACUGGCCGAAUUGAUGCGCCGAGCCUGUUUCAUUGGGCGGGAGAAGGGCUUCGCGGAAGAGAGGGUCCAACUUCAGCUGUGCGACCCGUCUCCCUGGGCUGUCGACGCAGGUGGUGGCAUGCAGGAAGCGGCCAUGAAGUGGCUGGGCGAGAUGUUCAAAAAGGAUUAA